UUGACACUGACUCAUAUUCUUCUGAAGUCUGUAGAGUCGACAUGACUGCCAACGUUCGCUCUACAAAACGUCGAACGUUACGUCAAAUCGUUUUCGUCUUGGCUUUCACUGUUGCAACUUGUAACAAGGUGACAGUGAAUAUUAUCACCGGACCGACCUUACAAGAGCAUCAAUUGCUCCACUUAGUGUCGAUUGUAGACCCUGGACAGACAGACCGGACAUACCUGUGGAGGCGAGACGCGGAAGAGAUCUGUGAUAGCAGUCAACCCUCAGUGGGACGCACACAAACCGCCAAAAUCACAUGCACUGACAAUCACUUGAUUGUACGAAAUCUCAGCUCUAACGAUGCCGGACAAUAUUCCUGCUCGGUGCCAGGAGUGGGAGAUUCAGAUAGUGUGGCUGUAGUCGUCACGACUGCAAAAGUCAAGCUACCAACAAAAGUUCCCCCCUCAAAUUCCUCCAACUCGACCACCUCCACCAGUCACAUUCGGUCGGUGCCAACCGUCAACGCAACGACAAUCACACCGAAUUCCGACCUUAGCAAAGACAGUGCUGGGACGGGAGAUGCGUUUCCUGCAACGUCACGUGGUUCUGCUCCAACUACUACGACAAAUGGCAUUGAUAUGUCAACUGGAAGCAAUUCUACUGACUCUAGUUACAUUGGAACAGUUACCCCAGAACCUACUUCUCAAACAAUCAUGCCAAUCGAUGUCUCAGUCACUGCUUCUCCACCCACGCCAACUACAGGAUCGUCUGCUUUACCAAUUGCACACAUUCCACUGGUUGUCUCUAUUGUAGCUGCUGCUGUUGUUGCCUUCUCAAAUGUCUGGUAAAUCUGUUGCAGAUACCAGACUGUAAUGCUAAAUCGAUUAGUUUGUUUACGCGGGCAAAAUUAUUUAUGUCGUUACACGGGAUCUAGAAAUUUGGAGUGCACAUACUUACAUGUGUAAAGAUCGUAAUAACAAUUUGAUUUUUUGAAUGUUUUCGAGCGUGAGCAAUGUCGAGUUUUUUAGAUGUGUGGAUUGUAGAAAUUAUGUUUAUGAUCUUGAACGGUAUUAUUUUGUUAGAUAUCCACACGUACUAUAUGCUAUACUAAGAUAUUAUUUGUGAACAAUUUACUUUGGCUUUAUUGUGUUGCACCUAAUAUGGAAAAUGACAAAU
Messenger RNA from Corticium candelabrum, 1161 nucleotides. RefSeq lists its product as uncharacterized. The record is from RefSeq and is a predicted model, not a curated record. The transcript has 6 exons. Bases 42 to 833 code for a protein of 263 amino acids. Lineage: Eukaryota; Metazoa; Porifera; Homoscleromorpha; Homosclerophorida; Plakinidae.